Spirodela intermedia is the source of this 11768-nucleotide messenger RNA. Lineage: Eukaryota; Viridiplantae; Streptophyta; Magnoliopsida; Alismatales; Araceae. The record is from the annotation of a GenBank genome assembly.
AUGGGCGGUACCUCUGACCGGGCCUAUCGCCGCCGCCGCCGCCGCCGCCGCCGCCGCCUCCUGGGCGGCCUCUGUUGGGGUUGCCGCCGCCGCCGCCCUUCUUGUCGCCGCCGCCGCCGCCGCCGCGCUGCUGGUGCAGCAGGGGACCGGGAGGCGCCGCCGCCGGGCCGCCCUGUUGCCUGCGCCGCCAUGCAGAUUUCUCAGAUGCGCCCAGUCAACGGUGCAUCCGGGUCUCGAGAGAAAGGUCAAAAGGGUUGACUUACAGGACGUAAGCCACGCGUCCGUCGGGCAACAUCAUGGGGACCAUAGCCAGACCCGCAGGGGCAGCAGCCUCCCUCCCAUACAUCAACGGCUGCAAAAAGAACACGUCCACUCACAUAAAUAUGGUUCGGAGGCCAAAACUAUAGGAAAGAUCAAUCAAUCUAUAUAAAAAGAAAAAUCGUCUAAUCUCUGGAACCCCAACCUGGGCGUACCCUCCUCCUCCUGCGCCGUAAGCAGCAGGGAGAGAGCCGUAGGGGUUGACCAGGCCGUAACCGGCGCGAGGGGGAUAGGCCGGCAGGAGAGGAGCCUUCUGUGAGAUGCUCGAGCCCGAAUCGCCCUUCUUGCUGUCCGCUGGUGGCUUCGCCAGUGAGCAAUCCAGAACUUGCCCUGCCAAAAGAUAAGAAUUCAGACCAAUUUGGGUCGCACAAAAAGUAGAGAGAGAAAGUAGAGAGAGAGAGAGAGAGAGAGUAAAACCUUCAAGUUCGUAUUUUUCGGUGUUCUUGAGGGCCUUCAUGGCCAUGGAUCGCUCUGCAAAGUGAACGAACCCGAAUCGGCUGUUCUCCUGGCCGGACUUGGCCGGGGGCAGGACGACCUUGCUGAUCUCCCCGUGGUGUUUGAACAGCUCCUUCACCUGGUCCUGGGUCACGUUCUUCGGGAGGUUCUUGAUGUACAGCGCCUUCACCUGGGAGUUGGAGGAGGACGAGGAGUCGCUGUUCUUCGGGUCGGCCCAGCUCACCGUCGGAGCGUUGCUCUCCAGCUUGAACUUCGGAGUCGACAUCUUCCUCCUCGAGUACUCCGCACACGCAUUGUUGUAGUACUCGAUGAAGGCGAAGCCCCGGUUGCGGCUCGCAUUCUGUGGGUCCUAUUAACGCACAAUAAUCAGAGAAAAAAAAAACGAUCAGAUUCCGAACAGGAAAGGUCCAACCUUGGACCAAGAUCACGCAUAAUAAUAUAAUUGUGAGCAUAAACAUCUAUUAUUUGAUUUCUAUACGAGGAUAUAUAUAUAUAUAUAUAUGAGCAGGGCUGACGCAUAUGUAGUAUCCUCGUACCUUCUUCAGCUCCACGAGGGAGACCCCAGGGCCAACCUUCCUCACCUCCCUCUUCAGAUCGUCGUCUGACCAGUGCCGAGGCACAUUCCCGAUGAAAAGCCGAUGCUUUACCUGGGACGCCGACACCUUCACCUUCUUCCCCUGAACCAGGCCAUGUCAUGAUCAGAGGAGAUCUCAGUGGCAAGUAGUGUGUGUGAGUAAGGUGAAAACAGCAAGGAGGAGGUGCUUGCCUUGAAUUCGGUGCCGUUGAGGUCUUUGAUGGCCUUAGAGGCUAAUUCUUUGUUCCUGUAAGUGAUGAACGCAUAACCCCUGUUCUCUGCCGAAUCCUUCCCUUUCAUUAUUCUCACCUGUUAUUUACAAGGGAUAAUAAUGUAAGUAUAUAUAUAUAUAUAUAUAUAUAUAUAUUUAUGUCUGGAGAGCAAGGAAGAGACACAGAGUGAAGAGAUGAGGGAGAAUGCCUACCUCAAAGACUUCGCCAAUGGCCUCACAAAAGCACUUCAAAUCGUCAUGGGAGACGUCCUGGGGGAUGUUGCCUACGUAAACCUCGGAGCCGUGCGGAGGGAGAGCAAGAAGCUCCUUGUGCUCUUCACUCACUUCCUCUUCUACGUUCUCCUCUGCUUGCUCAUUCUCCUCCUCUUCCUCGUCAUCUUUCAUCUCGUCGUCCCCACCGGUGAGUGCAACGGCGGCUUCUUCUUUUUCCUCUUCAGCAUCCUCCUGUUCUUCCUCUUCUACUUCUUCCUCCUCCACUUCUUCCUCUACCUCCUCCUCUAUUUCUUCGUAUUCGACAUCUUCCUCGUACUCCUCCUCGGGAUCGUUCUCUUCGUCCAGAUCCACCUGCUCUUCAGUCUCAACGGGCUUGACGGGUUCAGCUGGCUUUGUGGCGGCAGCACUAGCUCUUCCCCUUGGCAUUUUUUAAAUCUGGAACAAGCUUGCAAGGCGACUGAAAAGGAAAGAAAGGAGCAAGAAGCAUUUGCAAGGGGAGUAUAGAGAAAUGGAAAGGUGGAAAACAAUAGAAAGGCCAACAAGAGACGCAAACUGAGUCUUGAUUGGAUUCUUGCCAUGACAUAUGGCUGAAAGGAGCUUUGAUGUGGAAGAGAAAGAUCUUCGCCAAUAGGUAGGUAAUACCAGUAGACGAAACAACAGAGCAACGAGAAAGAUUUCUUGAAAGAUAAUCAGGAAGAUGAUACUAAACAGGCUCAAAAAAGUGAAGAUAUGUAUUUUUGUAGGGUUAGAUACUGGAAUGUGAACCAAAAAAAAAAAAAAUGCUUCCAGCCUAUCUCAAGUGUCUACAUUUGUGAUUCCAACCAACAAAAACAGAAGAAAAAAAAGAAAAAGUAUCACCAUGUGAACCAAAAACCAUAUACUACAUCAUAAAUAAAUGAAAACUAGGCAUAAUAUCAUGGUUCUCAAGAAGCAGCCCCUAUUUAUCAUCAUUUCAUUCUGGCAAGCGCAAGGACUAAAACAAUCACCCAUAAUGAAUAAGGCUAGUCAACAGAAUAGCGUUUUAUUCCGGUCAUUCAACUACUCAAGUCAUGUGAUAAGAAAAUCAAGCAUUUGGAUGAGCUCACAAGAAUGAUCCAAAGGAUAAAGAAAUUCAUCUCUGGCUACAGAUUUUCAAGUCAUCAAGAUUUAUACGAAUCAAAUUGAAUGCACACAUGCUUUCAAAGUAAGAUAAAACUACCAUUUCCCAGGAUGCAAAAGGUUCAUCCAGACGCGCCUAGGAAAGAUACUUGAACAUCUUUCCCGUUAAUGUCCAAGUGCUCUCAUUUUAACAGGAGGUAGUAACCCAAGACUCAUCUCCUCUGCCAUCUCUCUCCUAUUUGUCCUUCAUACCCCGCGGUUGGGAGUUCAUUGCAUCAUUCAAAUGCGUUAGCUAGUAGUUCACUACUGAUUAAGGGUUUGAUACCGACACAUGUCUUACUAAAUACUUAAGUUAUUGGACAGGGAACUUUUUCUUUUGAUGAUUUACACAAGACCUGUCUAUCAGCACCAACCGUUAAGCAACCUGUCACCAAGUCCAACAACUCUACUCGGAUGCUAACCUCCGGUUGAGAUUCACCUAUUAUCAAUCUCCAUGGGAAGUGUAUUUCAUCCAUAGUUUUUAUUAUUUCACCAAUUUCAGGAAGCAUUUCCGUCAGAUGCAAUUUCGUACGUAUCCACCACAGGUGGGUUCAUAGAUAAGCCUACACUAUCUACCUGCAGACUGUCACCAUUCUAAAGGGCAUAAAAUGGUUGCAUCGUAUUUAUUUUUAAUAUGUUCUGAAUAUCUGCUACUAUCUACUUAAAAAAAAGAGAGAGGAAUUCUUUACGUAACAUGCCAACUUGAUUUUGUGUGUCAAGUGAAAGGUACGAGAGCCGAUACCCACAUGUUAGAAAUAGAGUUUUCGGUUUUUCAAGUGUCACAAGUUAAAAAAAAAAAAAACAGAACUACACUAGUAUUCAGUUCCAUAUAACUAAUUAUCAACAAGUCAUUCAUGAGAGGAAAAUGGACGAAUAUUAGGCCGUGUCAUCCACUCCGGGCAUGCCACGUGACUAGACCCUCUGGACAAUACCAGAUGCAUGUCCACGGAUAACGUUUUCUUAGAAUAAUGCUCUAUGAAAACCCCCCGAUCUAUUACCUCCGGGCAUGCAUCGAAUAACGUUUAAAUCCAUGAAAAUAAUGCUCUAGUUGAUUCAGCUCAGGCCUAAACUAUUUUCUUAGAAUCUUGACCAACGGAAGUAAAAUUCCUAGUAGGCAUCUGGUAUCACGGAUGACAAAAUCUAUUAGGAAAACACCCACGUGGAAGUUUAGACUCGCCGAAGGUCUGCAAACACAGACGUUACGGCAUGAAAAUAUAGAAAGAUCAGGGUUAUUACGAUCUCCUCAGGACAGACAGUCCAUAAAAACAGUUUUCAGAUGAAAUCGGGUCUUUCCCCUUAUUUUGCUCCGUUCAUCCCCCGCCAAGCCUCCCGGCACGAUUCCGGAUAGCUUACUUCCUCAUCUUCGAAAUAUUUUUUUCCAAAAGCUUACCCUUGUAAAAGGGAAUGAAAACCUCGUGGUCACCUACCUGUAAAAUGAUAUCCAAUCCUUCAAAGAAAAAACUACGGCGUAAUAAUUGCUUGGACAUACCAUUUCAGAACCCAGCAGCAAAGACACUAUUCCCAUCAAAACAUUCCUCACUCCUCACUCGCCUAAUUCGCCACUCCGACUAAGAACAGUCCCCCCGAUCCCACAAAGACAGAGAACGAGAAAUGCAUAUCACAUAUGGAGAAUAAAAGAGAAAUAGCACUAGCAACUCACCUCCUGCUUCCCUCGCAAACAGACCGUCAGCCAAAACCCUUUUCAAGCAGCGAUCACUCAAGGACGCUGAAUCGGUCACCUCCCUACCGGCUACGUCUCCUCUAGCAGGGCUCACUGGGAUCGUCGGACUGAAUCGUUCCAACGGCCUCGAGGGCUUCGACGACGGAGCCCCCAAGAUUUAGGGUUCCGACGAUCUCUCCCGCCGCUCGAACCAAAGGAGCAACGAGAAGAAGCCCCGCGGAAACACCCUGCUCAACCCCCCUCUUUAGUAAAAUUAACGGGUACAAUAACGGUUCGGAUCCUUUUUCUAAUGAUCCGAUCCAACGAUUAUGGGCCUGACAAAUUCCUCCCGCUCAUUAGAGCCCAGAAGCCCCUGGGGGGAAAAAGCGGGGAGCCACGUGGCGGAAUGCCACGCAGCCUCGUGUAUUGAGACUGGGCCGGGCUGGAGGCCCAGUUGUCGGGGUUUUGAAGAUUCACGUCCAUGAAAAAUGUCAAGUUUUUAAGAAACCUCUGUCUUUAUUUAAUUUAAUAAUAACCCAUGGAAACCUUUGAUUAUUGUGACCUCCCCCCGGCCCCCGUCGCGUAGAACUCUGCGGGAUAUUCUCUGCCUAAUAAAUUGUAGAAAAUAUUUCAUGCAUCGUCUAUAAUAUUCCAAUUUAUGGCGUGACGGGCGAUGAGAGGGAGAGAGAGAGAGAGAGAGAGGUGGAGGGAUAUAUUUCGCAUUCCUUAAAAUCGAGGGGUAAAAUGCCAGUUAAGAUUAAAUGACUAUAUUACUCCGCAAUUGGCCGUUAUGUGAGACGAUAGAAAAAUCGGGGAGAAAAUAAAAAAUCGAAAUAUAAUUCGUACUAAAAUUUAUUAUCGAAUUAGCGAGGUUAUUGUUAAUCAUUAUUUAAAAAUUAAAUAAAUAGCGAGUAUCGGUUACGUGGAUGCGGUCAAGCCGUCCGAUUGGACUCGCUCGACUCGGUGUGUUGGAGUCUGAAUCCGAGUCCGAGUCGACCCGUUUCCUGAGGGGCUUCUUCCUUAUAGGGUCGUCGACCGUCUGAGGGAGCGCUCGUCGGAGUCUCGAAUUCGACGGCGGAAGGGGCGGGCCUCAGAUCGAAGGCUUCUUCCGAGCUUCUGGGAGAUCAAAGUCUUGGUGGAGAUGGAGGUGGAGGGGGAGGUGGAGCUGAAGGAGCUGUGUCGAUUGGAGGGGCACACGGAUAGAGUGUGGAGCCUUGCGUGGAAUCCCGCCGCCGGCGGCGACGGCGUUCCGGCGGUUCUGGCCUCCUGCAGUGGUGACAAGACCGUUCGCAUCUGGAGGCAGAACCUGGCGGCGGACUCCUGGGACUGCACGGUUCGUUUCUCAAAAUUUCCGCUCCCUACCCUACCCGAAACAUGCACAUAGUUGAUUACGAAAGAUUAUGGCAAUUUUGUUCGAAGUGACGUCCGUUUGCUCCGGCUGUGUAAUAAGUAUCUGUUUUCUGUUUCAAAAUUUGACGAUUUAAGGCGGUGCUUUUAAUUUUUUUGUUUUCAUUCGAUUGUGCUGAGUUCGUACUUUUAUAGAAUGGCGAAGCUUUGAUUCAUUCCAUAACCUAAAAGUAGGAAAGUUCGGGAAACGUUGACUAUUUGGAGUCGGCAACACGUCUAAUUAAUUCGACUUAUACCUUAAAUUAUCAUUAGCUAAUUUGCAACCAAAGUCGCCAAAAUCGCUAAAAUCAUCACCGAUUUUCUCUUUGGGAGGCUACCCCUCCAUAUAUGUGGUUGCAGCUAAUCUCUGCGUGGGUAUAAUGGUGGGGGGCGCUUUCCAUCUCCAUGAAAGGAACUAUUUCUCCUAUGUAUCUAUUCGGAAAGCAGUGUCUGCGGGGUUCCUGUUGCAGAAGGUUGGAUAUCAUCAAGGUUAACCUGCCACAAGUAUUGCAGUUCCCACGUCCUAUCAUCACUGGACCCGGUCUCAUUUUCAUUUGCUUGGGUCUGGACAUCAUUUUCAUUAUUGUCACUUCUCUUCGCGCUAAUUGCCAUUUUGUUCAAUAAACUUCUCUAAGAUGAGGUGGUAGCUGUCGAAUGGUAUUUUUACUGUCGGGUUUGAGAUGCCCAUGUAUUUUGCGACAUGGCUUAAAGGUUUUAAAAAAAAACGUGGGAUUAGUCGUCACUUGCUUCAAUAGCUUUUCAGAACACUAAUUACAGUCAUUUAUAACCUAUUGUGUAGGCUGUUUUGGACGAAACUCACACUCGAACAGUGAGAUCUUGUGCCUGGUCACCUUCAGGAAGGCUAUUAGCUACAGCAAGUUUUGAUGCCACGACUGCUAUCUGGGAAAAUGUUGGUGAUGACUUCGAGUGUGUCUCCACACUGGAGGUAUUUGUAUAAUUCAGAACCCUUGUGUGUACCUUGUUUGAAGUUUAUGCAUCAUUGAAUGUUUAUUAUUUUCAAUCGUGUUUUUCCAAUAUUAUUUCCUCUUACUAAUGCUUAUAUUUUAAUUCUGUUGGCCUUCCUAGGGCCAUGAAAAUGAAGUAAAGAGCGUCUCGUGGAAUGCUUCUGGCUCUUUGCUUGCCACGUGUAGUCGUGACAAAUCUGUAUGGAUAUGGGAAGUUCAAUCCGAUGGUAGUGAGUAUGACUGUGUUUCUGUCUUGCAAGGACAUACGCAGGAUGUGAAAAUGGUCCAGUGGCACCCGGUUUCGGAUGUUCUAGUGUCUGUUAGUUAUGACAACUCAAUCAAGGUAUGCAAUGUGAACUAGAAUUGAUAACGACUCCGUCAGGGGGGAAAAGAAAACUAGAGAACUCUUCUUUGAUUGUCAAACAGGUUUGGGCAGAGGAUGGUGAUAUUGAUGAUUGGCGUUGUGUCCAGACACUGGAGGAGUCUAGUGGGUAAUUAAGGUUUAAAUGCUUUCUUGGUAUGAUAUUUUGUCCAGCUUUUAUCUGAGCGUCUAUUUCCUUUUUUUCGUUAAUGGCUUUCAGUGGUCAUACAUCUACAGUUUGGGCAUUAUCGUUCAAUUCGAAUGGGGAUAAAAUGGCCACCUGUAGGUGCGUACAUCUCUCAGCUUCGAAGCUCAUGAAAGUAGUGUUGAUUUAGCAUAUCUUGGCUGAAUUCUCGAUGGGAAACUUCUGACGUAGGAAAGUGUCUGAUUUCUAAAUUGUACAUUUGCAGUGAUGAUCUAACCUUAAAGAUAUGGGACACCAGUGGCUCUUUUCAAAUAAUUGAUGAUGGGCACAGCCCCUGGUGAGAGAUUGACCUUUUUCGUUACAUUUUUUGGAUCCCCUUUUCUGAUAAUUUUCCAUUUUUACAUGAUGAUCGGUUUUUUUAUACUUUUAUUAAACUGGUAGUAAUUGGUUUCCCCUUUUUGUUGGACAGUGGACGACAUGAGCUUAGCUCAUUGCCGUUUUAGGUUAAUCUUAAUGAACAUGUUCUCUCAAACUAUUUGCCUGAAAAGAACAGGUUUUGAACAUAAAAUUUUGGUAAUGGCCAGAAGCAUGCCUUAUAAUGCCUGAAUCUCCACUUGGACCUACUAGGUUGUUAUAUCAAAACUGGACUGUCAAAAGAUAACCAACUGCAAGAACUUUUAUCAGAGAGUAUAUUUUACCUUUAGAUUUUGCAUGUAGAAUAGUUGUAUCUCAAACUGGUUAACCAUUCUGUCCCAUCUAGUUUGAGGAACAAAGGAAACCUGUUAAUGUGUUGUUUAUAUUUCAUAACGCCUAAAGAUGAAGUCUUCAAUUGUGGACCACGUAUAGUUCACUAACUAUAUUUUUUGUUCACCUCUUUUGAGAGGUAAGUGGCCAUUGAACUAAAUGUGAUUUAUCUUCUAAGCCUCUACAUUGGCAUCAAUAUUAUGUGAUAAUGCACGUUAGACCCUUACUACAUUGUGGACAAUAUAUAUCCCUUUUCAUUAUCUCCUUGUUGUUUUUUACUGUUUCCUUCAGGAGACACAUUUGCACUCUUUCCGGAUAUCAUCAUCGGACAUUAUUUUCUGUUGACUGGUCAAGGUAUGUGCUCGUGCAUUAAAUUUAUCAUUUAGUACUGCCAAUCAUUCUGAUGACGAAAAGAAGAGAGGUUUCAUUUUAUCUGUGGACGCUGAUGCCUUAAUAUUUUAUUUUAAUAUGAUCGCGUUUCCAUUUUUCCGCUGAUUACGAUUCAAAUAUAUGUCCUUUCAGAAUUUACAUCUUUAGUGCAUGAUUAAAAUACAGUGUCCAUUACUGAUAUGCCAUGUAUUCCAUUCGGGUUGCAGUUUAACUGCCUGAUAUUGGUUUUCUCAGUGUUUUGCUUCUUGAAUGUCAACAGGGAGGGUAUAAUUGCUACUGGAGCUGCCGAUGAUGCCAUUCGCCUCUUCGUUGAGGACAAACAUAGCCCCGUAUGUAUCAUACCUCUCCCAGCUCUUACUUGUUGUGUUAAUCCAUGCUACUAAAAGCUUCUCAUGUAUUCAUCAUGCAAGUAUAUUUAUGAUGUGCCCAGCGCCCUUUGAAAUGUGGCAUACUUAAUCUUCGGUGUUUCAUGCCUCCAUCUAAUCGAUGCCUAUGGGAUCUAAGUUACCCUUUGAGAUCACAUUCGUCGUGACAGACAAGCCUUGUUCUAUUCAUUUGGGAUCUGCUCUAUCAGCCUUAAGCUUCUGCCAUCUUGACUGGGUUUUUUAUUUAUUUAGGAGAAUUAGAAUUAUUUUAUCUUAAACAGGUAUGCAUGCUUGAAGGCAGUAGUGUAGUAGCUGUAAUGAAUGGCUCUCUCAUACAGUAUUAUCAUCCCCACCUUCUCAUCCGGAAAAUGGAAAAAGGCUCUUUUCUAGCUCCCAAAACAACCAAGACACAGUCCUAGAAGCCCAUGUCAGUGUUUAGUCCGAGAUUACACAACCUCGAGCUCAAAGCCCAGAUGACCAUUACUCAAGAACUCAAAGGAAGCAUCGACAUGGCAGUCCAAUUCAUGGUACAGAUCGAUGCAGACAGUUGAUUACUCACUACCCUGAAGCUACGCAAGAUAAAGAUAGAGAAAUCAACCCUAAGCAUGUUAUUAGCCAAUCAUAUCCACAUCGUCUUAGGAUGGACAGAUUGCCCACAUAAGAUAAAUGAGAGAAGACUAUCUCUCACCUCUUCUUUUCUCUUGGCAAGUCUCCAAUAAACAAGGGUCUCUCAUGCCGAGAUUUCAAGUAGGGUUGUGAUGGUACUAGACCAGGGCUCCUGUACAUGAAAUAUAUAGCACAUCCUCGUGGCAUAAAGCAAGCUUGUGCGACCCGAAGAGCCACGGUUGAGAAGAAUGACUGGCAGCAAACAAGCAGAGCAUGGCUGGGCGGCGAACAAUUGAUUUGACCGUUGCCAACUCAUAUACGCAGAUGCUUGUAUUUCAGAGAUAUGAGGGGCAUUGUUCUGGUGAGAUUUGACCGUUUAAUGUUCCCGGCAUAAGAUAAUCAGUGUAGGACGAGUCAACCAUGCUUUUAAUUCUUUGCUAGCGCUGCAAUUAAAGCUGCCUUCCAGUAGUUCUCAAAAUGGAUACCCAAUUCAAUCAUAGAUCGGGGGACAUGAAGAUGGUUUUUGUGGAAAUAUUCCAUGCAGUGCAGCUUGAUGACCUACUUUUUUUGUGUGUGUUGACUUUUUACAUGAUGGUCCAAAGCCCAAUGAUAAUGAGCACCCGUGGCAUCAGAUUGAGACGUGGUGUCUGCUGGUCAAACUCAAUCUAAAUGCGGACCUCGUGUGGAGGAUAAAACCAUUUUCGGUGUAUAGGUGAUGAUGCUUGGUGGGUCAGAUUCUAUUCAAAUGUGUUUGUUUAAUAUGACACCAUGAUGCUUAAGAUCGCAAUGCCACUAUCAUAACCCAAAUGAAAUUUUAUGAAUCAUAAUUAUCUUAUGAUUCAUCAGAUAACUAGAUGGUAUAAAGUAUGCUGAUUAUGCUCUUGUUUAUGAAUCAUGAUUAUGUAAUUUAAUAUGAUUACGAAUCAUAUGAAAUGCUUGUUUUUAAAAAAAUAAAAAUAAAAAUAAUCUUCCCGAAAUGUUGGAAACCCUUUUUUUUGUUGUUGCUUCAGGCUUAGAGUGCGUAAGAUUUUAUGCUUCUAAUUUUGUCAUCGUUCUCUUCUGUGGGACCCACCAACUGCAGAUUGAUCGGCCGUCAUAUAAGAUGAUCCUGAAGAAGGAGAAGGCCCAUGAGAUGGAUGUCAACGCCGUGAGGUGGAACCCGAAGGUCACUUUCUCAGGCCCAUCUUUCUUCGAAUUCUCCUCUUCCCCUCUCCCACUUGUUAUUAUUAUUAUUAUUAUUAUUAUUAUUAUUAUUAUUAUUAUUAUUAUUAUUCUUAUUAUUAUUAGUAGUAGCAGUAGUAUUGAUAUCUUCUUUGGAUUUCAGGACCCACGGCUACUUGCGUCGGCAAGCGAUGAUGGGUCGAUAAAGAUAUGGCAAUGUUCUUGCUGAGACCAUUGAGAGAGAGAGAGAGAGAGAGGGGAUUGAUGAUGGGUCCUCGGCUGCACUCUGAGGACUCUUCAUCUUCCCUUUUAUGGCAUCCAAUUGCGGAUGAAUGCAACGAACGCUGUUGUGGCUUCAAUGAUUCAUCUUCAUUACUAUUAUUAUUAUUAUUAUUAUUAUUAUUAUUAUUAUUAUUAUUAUUAUUAUUAUUAUUAUUAUUAUUAUUAUUGUCGUUGAUGCUGCUGCUCCUGCAUUUAUAUGUGCUCCAGAGGAUGCCAAUGGGGCUUGUGGCAAUCGAAUUUGACCUCGAGUUAUCGUAAAAAUGAGCGAUUUCAGGUGCCCAGGUCACAGAUUGACGGUGAGAGGCGAGGAGAGAGAGAGAGUUUGUUUACGUGGCCCAAGCGGUGAGGCACUGGCUCUCCGCGGGGAAGACGACGGAGUCGACUCGUUGGCGCUCCUCCACGAGCGCCUCCCUGGCCGAGGUCAACCCGGCGGGAACGAGGGCCCGGUCAACGGCGGCGCAGUCGAUCCAGUCCUUGAGGAGCUCCUCCUUCCCCCACCUCUCCGGUAUCCACACGCUCCCCCCCAUCGCCACCCUGUGCCGCUUCAGCCUCUCCCUUCCGCUCUCCUCCACCACCACCGCCGCCUCGCCGGAGAUGCCCGCCGCAUUCCGCCGUUCCUCCUCCGACGACUGGCGGCGCCACCGCUCUGGGCCCUCCUCUCCGGCGGAGGCGGCGGCGGCGGGAGAAGGCGGGAGGAGGGCUCCGCCGGUCUCCAUCGCCUGGGAAAGCUCGGCAGUGGCGUUUCUUCUUGUUCCUGCUCCCACACGGCCUAA